AUGGCACUACAGGCUGAUCUGCCACAAGGUGCUGGAUAUGCGGUCAUCAUAGGCCUAGGUCUGUUCUUCGCAGUGCUGAUGAAUGUCAUCACCUGGAUCCAGAACAAGUAUACUCGAACUCACUCUGAUACUGUUGAUGAGUUCACAGCCUCCUCGAGAAACGUCCCCUUCGGCUUAAUCUGCUGUGGAAUUGUCUCUUCUUGGACCUGGUCCUUGACCUUGCUCCAAAGUGCAACCGAAUCCUACAAUUUGGGCAUCAACGGCUCCUACUACUACGCCAUCGGUGGUCUUGCACAGGUUGGUGUGUUUUCAAUCAUCGCUGCAAAGGUCAAGGCAAAUGCCAACCUUGUCACGACAUUCCCGGAGAUGGGUUAUUUCAGGUAUGGAACAGCCGGUCACCUAGCGUUCCUAUGGUGUGCCUUUGUAUGUAACUCGGUUGUUUCUGCCUGUAUUCUCCUUGGUGGCUCAUCCGUGGUUUCUGCUGUCAGUGGAGUCGACUACUACGCCUCCAUUUGGCUGAUCUCAUUCGUGUGUGCAAUCUAUGUGUUCUUUGGUGGCUUGAGAGCAACUUUCAUCGCAGAUGCCAUCCAUACGUUCAUCCUCCUCAUCUUCAUCAUGAUCUUCGCCUAUGUCGUUUAUGCUGGUGACUCUUCCAAAAUUGGGUCACCAGGUAAGAUGGUGGAGCUUCUGACUAAGGUUGCUGAAGUAUCGCCAAUUAGUGGUAAUUACCAGGGAUCAUAUCUCACCUACCAGUCCAAAGACGGUGCCAUCUUUGCCGUGCAAUCAGUCAUCACCGGGUUUGGUCUCGUGAACUGUGACCAAGCAUACUGGUCUCGUGCUGCUUAUUACUCCCGUGCACUUGCCUCCAGAGAGAUGUCGAGCUCAUCCCUGUGCUUUACUGCAGUUUGUUGGUUGAUUAUUCGUUUCACACUGUAUAUGAACCCUGGAACACCACUAUUACCAGAUAAGGACCUCAAAGCCGGUCUAGAAUCUGUCGCUUCAGUACAGUACCUCUUGGCUCAAGUAGGCUCAGCUGUGUUAUCAUUACUGGUCUUCAUGAGUGCCACCUCUUCAUUUUCCGGGGAAUUGGUUUCAUCUUCUAGUUUGAUCUUCUGUGAUGCAUAUGAGAAGUACACCAGGCUGAGAGAUGUCGUCUCAAACUGCUGUUAA
This is a messenger RNA of Williopsis jadinii, 1170 nucleotides long. RefSeq lists its product as uncharacterized. The transcript has 3 exons. Gene Ontology annotation, molecular function: urea transmembrane transporter activity. Gene Ontology annotation, biological process: urea transmembrane transport. Gene Ontology annotation, cellular component: plasma membrane. NCBI's taxonomy places the organism in Eukaryota, Fungi, Ascomycota, Saccharomycetes, Phaffomycetales, Wickerhamomycetaceae. The record is from RefSeq and is a predicted model, not a curated record. The coding region runs from base 1 to 1170 and encodes 389 amino acids.